AUAACUAGUUUAAAACCCGGGCUAAGCCGGAAGAGCCAAAGCGGGGCUCACCAAGGCCGUUACUCGCCCUCUAGGCAGAGAAUGCAGCGCAAUUUCUGCGAGGUUUGAGCCUCGCGGCUCUCCGUUCCCGACCCCCGUGGACACGUUCCCGCGCUUUCUGGCGUGAGGGGUCAGAGGUCGCGCCGCCGUCGCGCAAGCGAACGUGGCGCAGGGGGUGGCGGCCAUGGGCGAAGCGAGCGGCGCUGAGGAGCACAUGGGAACCAAAGAGGAAUUUGUUAAAGUCAGAAAGAAGGACCUGGAACGGCUGACAACUGAAGUGAUGCAAAUACGGGAUUUCUUACCCAGAAUACUAAAUGGGGAGGUGCUGGAAAGCUUCCAGAAAUUAAAGAUUGUAGAAAAAAACCUGGAAAGGAAAGAGCAAGAAUCAGAGCAGCUGAAAAUGGAUUGUGAGCACUUUAAAGCCCGCCUGGAAGCCGUGCAGGCCGACAGCAUAAGAGAGAAGAAGGAGAAACUGGCUCUUCGACAGCAGUUGAAUGAAGCGAAGCAGCAACUCCUGCAGCAGGCAGAGUAUUGUACAGAAAUGGGAGCAGCAGCCUGUACCCUCUUGUGGGGCGUCUCCAGCAGUGAGGAAGUUGUCAAGGCCAUUUUGGGAGGAGAUAAAGCUUUGAAGUUUUUCAGCAUCACUGGUCAAACAAUGGAGAGUUUUGUGAAGUCACUGGAUGGUGAUGUCAAGGAGCUUAAUUCAGAUGAAAAUCAGUUUGUUUUUGCUCUGGCUGGAAUUGUAACAAACGUUGCUGCCAUAGCAUGUGGUCGUGAAUUCUUGGUUAAUUCAAGCCGGGUGCUCUUGGACACCAUAUUGCAACUCCUGGGAGACUUGAAGCCAGGACAGUGUACCAAACUCAAAGUGCUAAUGCUGAUGUCCCUGUACAAUGUGAGCAUCAAUUUGAAAGGCUUGAAAUAUAUCAGCGAGAGUCCAGGAUUCAUCCCUUUGCUGUGGUGGCUUUUGAGCGAUCCAGAUGCAGAGGUGUGCCUUCAUGUACUGAGGCUUGUCCAGUCUGUGGUUCUGGAACCUGAAGUCUUCUCCAAGUCAGCCUCUGAGUUCCGGAGCUCCCUGCCCCUGCAGCGCAUCCUGGCAAUGUCCAAGAGCCGCAAUCUCCACCUGCAAACCGCAGCUCGAGAACUCCUGGAAGAUCUCCGCACUCUGGAGCAUAAUGUGUAGGUGUGCUCGGCUACCAGGGUUUCAGUGAAAAUGGCAUCCCUCAUUUGAUAUCCCAAAACCAUCACCACAUGCCGUUUGUUAGAGAUGGCAAAAUGUGAUUGACUAGAGAUGGACACGAAUUGAUAUGUAUCCCCCAUAACUUGCUCUGGAAGUAAGAGUACCUGCAAGUGGUUGGUCAAGCUUGCCAAAGGAGAGGCCAUGAACAAACCUAUCCUUCUGGAAAAGUGGCCCAUGUCUGUGCUGGCUGGAAGAGGGCUUGCUCAGAGCAGCUUCUCACUGCUCAGCACACUAUGACCUGUAGGUUCACCCAUAAAAAAGGGAAGUUAAAUAACCAUCUACGCCAUUGGUCAGCAUUUUUCUGAGAUACGCUACUUCGAAAAGCAAUUCAUUCUUUCUCUAGUAAUUGUAAUUAAUUCCCCCAAAAUGCAAGUUUACUUUUAUAACCUUUUGGUGAACCUGCUAUUUUCAAUGACAUUGGACAGUUUAGUUGUAUGUUUUUUGUGCUUCUUUUAUUUUUGAAUGAAAAUAAAACAAAAGUCAGAAGAGCUGUAUUACAAUCA
Sapajus apella (tufted capuchin) is the source of this 1779-nucleotide messenger RNA. It is a transcript of the gene HSF2BP, whose product is annotated as heat shock transcription factor 2 binding protein. The transcript is spliced from 8 exons. Gene Ontology annotation, cellular component: cytosol. Bases 224 to 1219 code for a protein of 331 amino acids. The record is from RefSeq and is a predicted model, not a curated record. NCBI's taxonomy places the organism in Eukaryota, Metazoa, Chordata, Mammalia, Primates, Cebidae.